AUGACAAGUAAUAAUGAAAAAGUUGAUAUGCUUUUAGUUUAUGGUGAAUGUAGACGUAAUUCACGAAAUGCCGCUAGACUUUAUGCAGAACGAUAUCCCGAACGAUACCACCCUCCUCACAAUUACUUUGUCCGAUAUGAAUCGUCUUUGAGAAAUAGUGGUGAGCUACCUGCAAGACAAGGUGAUAAUCGACGUAAUCAAAGACAGUUGAUUGGACAGGCAAACGAACAGGACGAAUUGCAGGUAUUAGCAUAUUAUGUUCAAUUAAAUCCUCGAUCUUCGAUUAGGCAUUUAAGCAACGAAAUUGGAAUUUCUUAUAAAAAAGUUCAUAAAAUUUUGAAAAAAAAUAAAUUGCACCCGUAUAGGCCUGAUUUAGUACAAAAGUUGGUACCAGGUGAUUAUAAUCGUAGACUUACAUUUAUUGCAUGGUUUAUGAUACAAUUACACGACGAACCCGAUUUUCUACGAUUUAUCUGUUGGACGAAUCGAAGUUUACCAACAACGGUAUAA
Molecule: messenger RNA, 510 nt
Organism: Macrosiphum euphorbiae (potato aphid)
Lineage: Eukaryota; Metazoa; Arthropoda; Insecta; Hemiptera; Aphididae
Source: the annotation of a GenBank genome assembly